CACACACACACACACAAAACAAUAUAAAACAUUUAAGACGGAAUGCAAAUGAGGCAUUAUCAAUUAUAAUACACACAUAAUUAAAACACAUACAAGCUUCGGGUCCAAUGUUUCCAGUAGCAAGAUGUGUACCUUGUAAGUAAAACUAUAUACCGUAUUUUCCGCACUAUAAAGGCGCACCGGAGUAUAAACCGCAGCAGCUAAAUGGAAUGAUGUGUAGGCUUACUGAUUUAAACUUCGAAUACUAAUUUUCAGAGUGGCCGUUAGCUGUAAAAAUCCAUAGAUUAGCCGCAUCGUUAUAUAAACCGCAGAUUCGAAAAAUGGGGAAAAAAGGCAAGGUUUAUAGUCCGAUCAAGAUUUCAGAAAUAGUAGGAUAUGCAUACCCCUGACAUAACGCAUGUACUACAGUAUAGUAAAAGCAGCGAUUUCCCGAUUUCCCUGUUUAAUCAUAGCAUAUAUACGGGAUAGAUAACAGCAGAGAUCGCUUCCAUUAGCAUUGUUUGGGAAACAUUUUUAAAGCAUUUGUAACGCGUACGGACUACUCGCAUAUCACACAAACACCACUAAUAAAGACACUUUAAAGCAUGUAUACUUACUUAUGAUGUCUUUUUCAUCAAGCUUCCUGGAAAUCGCUAAAAGUAAAUGUGAGCAGAGUGACCAGAAAGGUGAAAACACGGUAAAGUAGGGGAGGAAGCAAUACGUGUUUGACAAUUGGGCACUGAUGGGAUGUAAUUAGGAUGUCUAUAAAUACACCUGGGCUUCCAUGACGUGGAAUCUCUUUGGGGCUUUCGAGAGCAGGGAACUCAGAACGCUGGGGCUGUAGAGCGACGUCGGGUGUCUGUCUUAAUUUAAACUACAUCGUGACUCAAGCCUGUGACAGGCGUUGGCCGCAGCUGGGGGAUCGGAGACGUUUGCUGCAGCCGGGGAAUCAGAGCGAUCGGCGGGUGUGCAGCGGGGAUAAGGGGGAACGGCAGACACGCACCGACCCUUGACUCCAGCUCCAGCGUGUGGCCACUGUUUUCUUCUCUCCCUCUCUAUAGUUUACGUGUGUGCGCGUGCGCAUACCGGCGAGUGGGAAUGUGUUGGUGCGCGUGAGUGACUGUGGCCGCAUACCGGCGGGUUGGUGCGUGUGAAGGACCGUGUCCGUAGGAGAAUAUAGGGAUAAGGUGGGGUUAUUUAUUGGGCAAGUACAAUUGGGUGGGAUGGGCAGUUAGGCUCUGGUCUCUUUAUUCGAUAGGCUGUAUUUGUGGUCCCUUUUGUUUGGUUUGUAGAGUAAUACUGUUUUGGAGUGUUUUGCUUUGCGUGCUUUAUGUUUGGUUUGUUACUUUCUUUUCUUUAUUGUAUGAGUGCUGUGAUUUGCUUUGACCAUAUGCUACAGUUCUAUUAUUGUGAGGCUAGUGGUCCCCUGUUCUGUCAACUAUCAAAUUGUGCAUGUCUUAUACUUCCCUUAUCAUCCUGUGUGCCUGUGGGCUUUACUUUUAAAACCAAAAGAACCAAGAAAUAAAUAAUUUUGUACUAUAUCACCUGUGCCGAUACAAUCCUUCGAUACCAGCGGGGAGGUAGAUUUCUUGGGUUGGGGUGCCUCUGGACAUGCAGGGGCUGGCGUUGUCUAUACUAGGUAGCAAGGGUCACAUAUUUGGCGUUGUCGGCAGGAUUGCACAGGUGAUAUAUUUUUCUUUGGUUUUGUAUUGUGUUUUUCAAUAUACAUGAAAUGUUGGUACAUGUGAGGGAGAGGAAAACAGUGGCUACAGAUUAGGGUCCGAGUAAUUAGUUCUGUGAAAUACUAAAGACAGUUUAGGUGGCAUUAUUACUGUUGCUGAUAGGUUUGUUUCUUUUACUCGUUUUCAUUCGUGAGUACAUUUGAUAAGUUCAACUGUGAUGUCUGAUGAAGAGCGUGACCGUUCAAUGGAGGGGCAAUUUAGGGCCUUAACUGAGCUGGUUAAGCAGCUUCAGGCAGACAAUGAGCGGUUAAAGGGGGGCAGGCCAUCUCCUAAUGAGGAGGGAGGAGAGAGAGCAACUCUUGCUAGUGGAGCAGAGAGAUACAUUUACUUACCCCGAGAAAGAAAAUGCCCUAGAUUCUCAGGACAAGCUACUGAUCCCAUGCCAGUGAGAGAAUGGGUAGAGGGAGCCCGUAGAGCUGUGGGAGGACGACACAUGUCGCGGGGAGAACAAGCAUUGUUUAUACUGGACCACCUUGAUGGGGAGGCAAAGAAGGAAAUCAGAUUUCGCCCAUCCACUGAUAGGAGUAAUCCAGAUAAAAUAUUGGAAAUAUUGAUUGAGAUUUUUGGGUGUACCAAAUCUUUCAUUACUUUACAAAAACAAUUCUUCCAGAGGAAACAGCUAGAGGGGGAAUCUGUCCGUGAAUUUUCACAUGCUCUUUUGACUAGCAUGGAAGCCAUCAAAUGUAGCAACCCAAAUGGUAUCCAUAACCCUGAUGGUAUGGUAAGGGACCAGUUUGUCGAAAAUGUAAGAGAUGGGUUGUUGCGCAGAGAGCUCAAACGUUCAAUAAGACUUGACCCUGAAUCUUCUUUCUUUGCAAUUCGCAGCGAGGCUGUCCGCUGGGUAGAGGAAGGAGAGCAUCCAAGUACUCCACGAGGCAGGGCCUACUCGUGUGACUCUAGAAUGCAAGUACUGGGUGAGUGUAGCUCAGAAAGACAUACUACAUCUGUAAGGCCAGUAGAUGACCUAGCUGAACUAAAAGAGUGUUUCCGUAAUCAACAAGCACAACUAAAUGCUAUUCUAGAGAGAUUAGGCCCCUCUUCUUAUCCCACUGAGAGACUAGGCCCUUCUUCCUACCCCACCGAGAGACUAGGCCCCUCUUCUUACCCCACUGCCCCGCGACAAGGCCCAAAUGGCCCCCACCGGAAGCCUCCUCGAUUCCAACCUGAUGGCCAACCAAUCUGUUUGCGCUGUGACCAGCCGGGUCACAUUGCCAGGUUUUGUUCCGCAUCCAGUAGACAUAAUGCAGGGCCUGCUGGGCGGAGGGAAACGACUGCCUCCAGUCAAAUAGUAGAGGGGUUGACCAACAUGGCUAGCCAACAGGAAAACUAGAGCCCUUUGGUGGCAAGAGCCAACCACCAGCCGGGGACUUUGAGGGCUCGUCUAUCUCUUCAAAACAUCUAAAAAGACUUAUUGGGGCUUGCCCCUCAGUUGAGGUAAACAUGGGGGGGGUGACUAUACCGUGUCUUCUGGACACCGGGUCCAUGGUAACUACCAUACCCGAGAGGCUUUUCCACCAGCACUUUGAUACUGGGGUUUCAGUUCCCUUACAGCAAUGUAUUUGGUUACAGCUCAGGGCAGCAAAUGGAUUAGAUAUUCCUUAUCUUGGCUACCUAGAGCUAGAUGUGACAGUCUUGGGGAAGACCCUCCCUCAGAUGGGCGUUCUAGUAGUAAAAGACCCACCUACUCCACUGCUUCAGGCAAGCAAGCCACGAAUCUCGGGACUGUUAGGCAUGAAUAUUAUCAAUGGCUGCUAUAACGAACUAUUCCGCCAGCACGGAUCCUCUUUGCUUCAGUCACAGUCGGUGAAACAAGCAGGAGAUGCAUGGAAAGAGGCUUUUUCAGAGUGCCAUAGAAUUGACUGCUUGUCACCCACCGGCCUUCUAGGCAGAGUGAGGGUUAAAGGGCGGGCCCCUGUACGUGUCCCUGCAGGCACUUGGAAGAUGAUACCAGCAAAUUGUACUCAGCAACUUGGGCGUGCCUUACCAUCUGCUUUGUUCGAACCUAAGGCCGAUAACUGGCCAAAUGGCCUGCUGGCCUCUCCAGCCUGGUUGCCAGUCGGGCGGGGGGAGGUAUGGGUACCAGUGGUUAAUGUAGGUAUGCAAGACACCUGGUUGCGCUCUGGUACAAUUCUGGGUGAACUGUUCAUGGCAGACGCUAGACCUGAGAAAGAGGCAGUGAUUUUUGAAGAAUCCGACCACCCCUAUCCAGCUGAUCAUAUACACACUGUAGAAGCUCACCCAACAUCUGUAGAUUUGUCAGAAAUGUCGUGGCCAAACCUUUGCCCAGAACAGGCACAGCAAGGAAAAGCCCUGCUGUUGAAGCAUAGUGCAGUAUUCAGUAAGGAGGAAGGAGAUUUGGGAUGCACAAAUAUAAUCCAGCACCAAAUUCCCCUGCUUGACACAACUCCCAUACGGCAACGAUAUCGUCGACUACCACCUUCUCAAUAUGAAAUCGUGAAGGCACAUAUUGGGGGACUCUUAGACACUGGUGUGAUACGUCCAAGCUGUAGUCCAUACUCAUCCCCUAUUGUAG
Gadus morhua (Atlantic cod) is the source of this 4254-nucleotide messenger RNA. RefSeq lists its product as uncharacterized. Gene Ontology annotation, molecular function: nucleic acid binding; zinc ion binding. The transcript has 2 exons. Lineage: Eukaryota; Metazoa; Chordata; Actinopteri; Gadiformes; Gadidae. The record is from RefSeq and is a predicted model, not a curated record. The coding region runs from base 1879 to 3051 and encodes 390 amino acids.